AUGUGCCACAGCGUAGCGUUUAAAACAAGUACAUGUCGCGUACAAAAAAUCCAAUUGAGGGGGCAUGAUAGCCCGAUAGUUGAAAAGGAGACGUGCACUUUUGCACGUGCAUCAGAAAAAGAGUGUGAGGCAGACGUCUCCGACUGCUCACUCGCGUCGACCGCGUCAGGGUGCUCAGGAGCACAAACGCGAAAAAGACGGCAGCCUUACCUAUGUAGGCCGGAAAAGGCCAAAAAACCAGCCGUGGACGAUGAAGAGGUCAUUGAUCCUUACGAGACCGUGCCGGUACCAAAGGCAAAUAAAGAUCUGCCCUCGGUAAAUGACAUCCAAGAAGGAUUGAAAACCCGCACUGCUGCGGACAUAAGAGCCCAAAUGGUCGAGUCUAUGUCUUCUAUCGAGAAAGUCGUGGACAGUUCCCGCAACUUAAGAGGAUCACAUGCACAAAACCUUCGCAUGGCAGCUCGCUCAGCGUUGGCAGCGGCUUCGGAACUGGCGCAGAGAAAUAACACCUCUGAUGUAGAGAAGUUACGAAAGGAAAAUGAAGAGCUCCGAUCAGAACUUGCCAUUCUGAAGUCUGAACUGGCAAAGUUAGCUGCGGAACUGAAAAACAGCCAAUGCCUUCAAGACAACAUUUUGGAAAGACGGUGUGAACAGGCUGAAUCAAUGGUAGAGAAAGAUCCACUAGUGCGGAGCAUUGCUGCCCUAAUGGACCAAAAACUGAAUGAGCUACGAGCUGAGAUUUUCCCAGAAAAUGCUGUUAGAAAAGCUCUGGGAUUCAGGUCACAUGGGGCACGAUCGGACACGGAUAGGCCCGACUCAAACGAAAAACCAAAGUCAAAAAAAAAAAAAAAGGGAAAGAAAAUGUCUAUGAAGGCAGCUCAACUACCAGUACCUGUACCACAGGUGCCAUCAGAAGCACCCUCAGUGCCACCGGAAAGCCCAAAACCAGAGCAACAUGCUACGGUAACCUGGACUAAAGUUGUGGGGCGGAAAACAAAAGCUACAACCUCGGCUGCGAAGAAAUCUGCGGAUGCCACACCGGGUAAAACCACUUACUCAGGCCGGACGAAAAGUACAAAGCCACCGCCCUCUCCAAAAACGGCGGCUGUCACAAUAACGUUAACAGACGGCUCAACAGCCAAUUAUGCUGAGGCCAUGGCAGCUGCAAAGCAGCGGAUUAACUUGGCAGAUUGCGGAAUAUCGCAUCUCCGACAGAAAAAAGCUAUCACGGGUGGGCUUAUUUUGGAGGUUCCGGGUCCUGAUAGUACCAAAAAAGCGGAUGCACUUGCAGAGCGGCUUCGUGCGGCCUUAGCUGAUAUGGGUGUGCGCAUCGCACGCCCGGUUAAAACGGGAGAAAUUAGGGUAAUGGACCUGGAUGAGUCUAUUACUAGAAAUGAUAUAGCGGCGGCGAUAUCUGAGACUGGAGGAUGUUCCCAAGAGGAAGUUAAGGUGGGAGAAAUCCGUCUCAACCCUUCAAGGCUGGGUACGGCCUGGGUUCGAUGCCCAAUCACGGCCUUCCGUAAGCUCGCCGAUGUGAAAUAUCUGCGUGUGGGGUGGGUCAGCGUUAGAGUGCGUAUCCUGGCAGCUAGGCAGUUACAAUGCUUCCGAUGUCUAGAAGUAGGACAUGUUCGAAAGCAUUGUCAGAAUACCAUUGAUAGGAGCCUGUGCUGCUACUGCUGUGGCGAACAAGGGCAUAAAGCACGCGAAUGUGAAGCGAAAGUGCCCAAGUGCCCCGUAUGCGCAGAUCUCGGUCGGCCAGCAGACCAUAGAUUGGGUAGCGCUAAAUGCAACCCUCCCAAAAAAUCCACUGGACCAGGAAAAGUAAGCAAAUCAGCUCAGCCGCCCAAGCAGCCGGGCAACCUGAACCACUGCCGUGCUGCGCAAGACCUACUACAGCAGUGCCUUGUGGAGUGGUCGGUUGCCCUGGCAGUUGUCGCCGAACCUUACAAAGUUCCCAACAAUCCUCGCUGGUUCGGUAGCGUUGGGAAUAAGGUUGCCAUAUUCUGGGGUGGAAAGCAAGGCGAUCCCCCUUGCACCAUCCUGGAGAAAGGGUUAGGUUUCGUUGCAGUGCAGUGGGGUAUUGUAGGAGUAGUAGGCUGCUACAUCUCACCUAACUCCGGGUUUGAAGCCUAUGAGUCAUACCUGGACAACCUGGCUGCAUGCAUCCGUAGAUGUUUACCUCGUCCAACUAUAAUUCUGGGCGACUUUAACGCACACUCCAAACUAUGGGGAGAUAAACGGGAUGAUCGGAGAGGAAACCUUAUCCAGGACUGGGCAGCAGAACUCAACCUUCAGCUCCUAAAUCAAGGCUCCACAAGCACUUGUGUAAGGUGGCAGGGGGAGUCGAUCGUAGAUCUUACAUGGGCGACUCCUUCUGCAUCACAUAUGGUAUCAGGAUGGAGAGUUGCAGAAGAAGUUGUUACACUCUCGGACCACCGCCACAUCGUGUUCCAAGUGACUCAGCGCCCCUCAUGCAUGUCCAACCACCGAAAUUGUAGCCCUCCGCUUCGCUGGUCACUGAAGAAGCUUAACCGUGACUUGCUAGUGGCUGCUGCUCAUGUUGCGGCUUGGCCCAAUCAUUCCCAAGGCUUACUAUCUGAUCCGGAAGAGGAGGCGGCCUGGUUUCGGCAUGCUAUGAUAUCAAUUUGUGAUGCCUAA
Molecule: messenger RNA, 2658 nt
Organism: Pararge aegeria (speckled wood butterfly)
Lineage: Eukaryota; Metazoa; Arthropoda; Insecta; Lepidoptera; Nymphalidae
Exons: 3
Coding region: 1-2658 (885 amino acids)
Molecular function (GO): catalytic activity; zinc ion binding; nucleic acid binding
Source: RefSeq, a predicted model, not a curated record